Molecule: messenger RNA, 7663 nt
Organism: Pungitius pungitius (ninespine stickleback)
Lineage: Eukaryota; Metazoa; Chordata; Actinopteri; Perciformes; Gasterosteidae
Gene: ca16b
Product: carbonic anhydrase XVI b
Exons: 30
Coding region: 665-4927 (1420 amino acids)
Biological process (GO): protein dephosphorylation
Molecular function (GO): protein tyrosine phosphatase activity; protein binding
Source: RefSeq, a predicted model, not a curated record
CUCUCAGCCCGUCCUGUAGAUGGGACCAGCAGGCUGAUAUCCACGCGUGCCUGACCGCUAGUCCACUUCCUGGGUGGAGGAAUGGGACGUUUCCAGCGCAGCUUUCCCUCGCGGUGUGCAGUGCCCUUCGUCACGCCGACAACGCGGAUAAUCCCCCAAUAAUGACCGCGUGUAAUCGAUAUUAUUCGACCACUUUUUUUUCUUCCUUUCUUUCUUCUCUUUGGCGCUAGUUAAAACACAGCGAUUGAUCGCCGAUUGACCCUCCGUCACUACGGGAAUGUCGCUAUCUGGAAGCCCGCUGAAGGCACCGUGGAGUCCAGCACAUUUUCAACAGUUUUUCGCACGGCGGCAGCGUUUCGUUCCUCGGAGCUAGAAGCAGCCUCUGCUCGGACUGGAGGCCGAUCGAUUCGUCGUUUAAAAAAAAAAAAAAAAAAAGAAGAAACCCAUCAUCAACAACAACAAGAACAACAACAAACAGUGACUGUGUCGAAUCGCUAAGCAUUACUUCGAUGUUCUCCCUUCGUGGCCGCGGUGCCAACUUCGUUUCUGGCUCCUCCGAGUGUAUGUGAUUUUUUUUUUUUUUUUUUUUGGAAAAGAAGAGCAAAAAAAGACUCGUAACUUUGUCCCCCGCUGCCCUCUCGUCGCUCCCCAUGAGUGGUCUGACAUGCGGAGAAUACGGGAACCGAGUUACUGGUGGAUUUUAUCCCUAAUGUUUUUAACCUUGCCCAAACACAAAGCCUGUCAUCCCGUUGCAUCAGGUGGCCAACCCCACCAUGCGGAAGAGAGGCACCAUGGGACCUCGGGCGUAAUGAGGGAGAGGAGGGCAGCCGGUGACCCCUAUUGGUCCUAUUCAGGAAGCCAUGGGCCUCAGAGCUGGGCCGCCUCGUACCCAGAGUGUGCCGCCAGGAACCAAUCACCUGUGGACAUUUCAGACGAACAAGCUCCGGUGUCGGAGGAGUACCAGCAGCUCGUGCUCGACAAGUUCAACGCCGAGUCCUCCAACCAGACCACCAUGAAAAACACCGGGAAGACAGUUGCUGUCCUCCUGAAGGAUGACUACUUUGUAAGAGGUGCUGGUCUGCCGGGGCGUUUUAAGGCUGAGAAGAUGGAGUUCCACUGGGGCCACAGUAAUGGGUCAGCAGGAUCGGAACACAGCAUUAAUGGAAGAAGGUUUCCCGUAGAGAUGCAGAUCUACCUCUACAACGCAGACGACUUUGACAGCCUCAGUGCUGCCAUCAAGGAACGACGCAUCAUUGCUGCCAUCGCAGUCUUCUUUGAGCUGGGUCAAAAAGACAAUCCAGCUGUAGAGCCCAUCAUCCAGGGCUUGAAAGGCGUUGUGCAUCAUGAAAAGGAGACCAACCUGCGGCCAUUCGUCCUGAGGGAUCUGCUGCCAUCGUCCCUGGACAGUUAUUACCGAUACACCGGCUCUCUGACCACGCCGCCCUGCAUCAAGGUGGUGGAGUGGAUCGUCUUCUCCAGGCCAGUGUAUCUGUCCCACUCACAGCUGGAGGCCUUUUACUCCAUCUUUACUACAGAGCAACAGGACCACGUCAAGUCUGUCGAGUACCUGAGGAACAACUUCCGGCCGCUGCAGGACCUGGACAGCAGGAAGGUCUUCAAGUCGGCUGUGAAAGAUGCAUGGCAAAAAGACUUAACCGAAGUCCUGGGAAGCCCUCACAGCACUGAGGCGUCAAGAGUGUGCAGCAGUGCCCCAGUGAGCAUGAAGAUCAAGCCGCUGAACCAGACGGCGUUGAUGGUGAGCUGGGAGCGCCCUCUGGCUGUUUACCACCCACCAAUCACCAGCUACAUGGUCUCCUACAGCUGGGUGAGGCGUGAUGUUGCCGACGAAAAGACCUUCACCAAGACCGGGGACCAAAGCAUGAAAGCCGUGAUCACUAACGUGUCCCCUGACGUGCUGUAUCUGUUCAGAGUGCAGGCAGUGUGCCGGCAUGACCUGCGCAGUGAUUUCAGUCAAACUCUGCUCUUCAGAGCUAAUACAACCAGAAUAUUUGAAGGGUCUCGUAUUGUGAAGACUGGGAUGCCCACAAUGUCUCCGGCGUCCUCGGCAGACAUGGCUCCCAUCAGCUCCGGCUCCUCCACUUGGACGUCCUCUGGCAUCCACUUCUCCAUUGUCUCCAUGGCAACGGGAAUGGGCCCCUCCUCCAGUGGCAGCCAGGCCACGGUGGCGUCGGUGGUGACGAGCACUCUGCUGGCGGGCUUGGGCGUGGGCGGAGGGGUCAUCUCUUCUCUGCCCAGCUCCGUUUGGCCAACGAAAGCGCCCCGAGCCACUCAGAAUCCCACCCGUCCGUCCGUCACGCCCGCAAAGUCCAGCACCGAGCAGACGGCGCCGCAGGGCUCCGACGCAGACGCGCCGUCUGAGAGCAAGCCGGCCGCGGAUGAGGACGAGGAGGCGGAGAAGGAGGGGGAGAGGGAGGGAGAGCAGGAGGAGGGAGAGGAUGAGAAGAAGAAAAAGAACAAGACUUCACCUGGUACUGAGGAAAAGCGGCCCAACGGCCCUGUGGUCAAAGAGCCUUUGAUCCCCACGCCCGCGUCCACCGCCAAAGAGAAAGGAAGAGGGAGGCCCACCGCCAAGAGCGCCGCGGCGCCCCCGAGCACGGGUGGCGGUCAGCUGGUGGAUGCCGAGGAGGAGCCCACGGAGGCGACCGCGCUCGCCACCGCGGAGCCUCGGAACAACACGGCCGAGAUGCAGAUCCCACAGAGCUCCACGGUGCCCCCGAAGAUCAGCAGCGACGGAAAGAGUGUCUGGCCUUUCUCCGUCCACACCGACGCGACCAUCUUGUCCAACGUGACCCGAUCCCCUCCGACGGGGAUGAGUCGGAUGGUGUGGAUCGUCCCCUUGGUUGUGGUGUCGGCUCUCACUCUGCUCUGCCUCAUAAUGCUGCUGGUAGUGAUGGUCUACUGGAGAAUGACAAGCAUCUGCUCCCUCCUCUGCAUCAAAUACAGGAGAUUUUUCCAGACGGCUCACUUCUAUGUGGAGGAAAGCAGCUCUCCACGGGUGGUGCCCAAUGAGAAUAUACCAAUCAUCCCGAUACCAGACGACAUGGACGCCAUCCCUGUCAAGCAGUUCAUUAAACACAUCAUGGAGCUCUAUAAGAACAACCUGCAAGGUUUUUCUGAGGACUUUGAGGAGGUCCAACGCUCCACAGCAGACCUGAAAAUCACUGCCGAGCACUCCAAUCACCCCGACAACAAGCACAAAAACAGAUACAUCAACAUCGUGGCCUAUGACCACAGCCGGGUGAAACUACGAGCUCUUGCGGGAAAAGAUGCCAAACAUUCGGAUUACAUCAACGCCAACUACGUGGAUGGCUACAACCGCCCCAGAGCGUAUAUCGCCGCUCAGGGCCCUCUCAAGUCUACAUUCGAGGACUUUUGGAGGAUGGUGUGGGAGCAGAACACUAGCAUCAUUGUCAUGAUCACGAACCUGGUGGAGAAAGGGAGAAGGAAAUGUGACCAGUAUUGGCCAACGGAGAACAGCGAGCAGUAUGGAAACAUUGUGGUGACGCCAAAAAGCACCAAAGUGCACGCCUGCUACACACUGCGGCGUUUCCUCAUAAGGAACACUAAGGUUAAAAAGGGUCAGAAGGGGAACCCCAAAGGGAAGUUGAAUGAGCGCAUCGUUGUCCAGUAUCACUACACCCAGUGGCCUGACAUGGGAGUACCAGAGUACACCCUCCCCGUCCUCACCUUCAUCAACCGCUCGUCGGCGGCUCGCGCCGCAGACACGGGCCCGGUGCUGGUGCACUGCAGUGCAGGCGUCGGGCGCACGGGAACCUACAUUGUGAUUGACAGCAUGCUACAGCAGAUCAAGGACAAAAGCACAGUCAGCGUUCUGGAUUUUCUCAAACAUAUCCGCACACAACGCAACUACCUAGUUCAAACUGAGGAACAGUAUGUCUUCAUCCACGACGCUCUAAUGGAGACCAUCAUGAGCAGAGACACAGAGGUGCCCGCCUGGCAGCUGCAUAGUUAUGUCAACAGCAUCCUCACGCCCAACUCCACAGGCCGCACGCUGCUGGAGAAGCAAUUCAGGCUGUUGACUCAGUGCAACGCACGCUUUGUGGAGUGCUUCAGUGCUCACAAAGACUGCAACAAGGAGAAGAACCGCAACUCCUCAGUGGUUCCCUCGGAGCGAGCGAGGGUCGGACUCACCACUCUGCCUGGAAUGAAAGGAACCGAUUACAUUAAUGCGUCCUACGUAAUGGGUUACUUCCGGAGUAAUGAGUUCAUCGUGACUCAGCACCCGUUACCCCACACCACCACAGACUUCUGGAGGAUGAUUUGGGACCAUAACGCUCAAAUUAUUGUCAUGCUGCCCGACAACCAGGGCCUGGCUGAGGAUGAAUUUGUCUAUUGGCCGAGUCGGGAGGAGUCCAUGAACUGCAUUGCCUUCACGGUCACACUCAUCAGUAAGGACAGAUUGUGCCUCUCCAAUGAGGAGCAGAUCAUCAUCCACGACUUCAUCCUGGAGGCCACACAGGACGACUACGUUCUGGAGGUGAGACAUUUUCAGUGUCCUAAAUGGCCCAACCCCGACGCUCCUCUAAGCAGCACCUUUGAGCUCAUCAGUGUCAUCAAAGAGGAGGCCAUGACGCGAGAUGGCCCCACCAUCGUGCACGACGAGUAUGGAGCCGUGUCAGCGGGCAUGCUCUGCGCCCUCACCACGCUGUCCCAGCAGCUGGAGAACGAAGGCGUUGUCGACAUCUAUCAGGUGGCUAAGAUGAUCAAUCUCAUGAGGCCUGGAGUCUUCACUGAUAUCGAGCAGUACCAGUACCUUUACAAAGCCAUGCUCAGCCUGGUGGGCAACCGAGAGUUCUGCCUGAGCCCGGUGCACACGGACUCUAACGGGGGGGUGGUGAUGGCAGACGAGUCGGACCCCGCCGAGAGCAUGGAGUCGCUCGUCUGAGGAACUUCUCACGGCCGCUUCGUUUGUACAAAACAAAACAAAAAAAAACCAGAGGCCUUUUUUGCCGGACUAUUGAUCCAACGAAUAACCUUAUUACUUUUUAUACUGAUAAAAGUUUUUGAUAUUUAUGUUUUUGUCCUUUACUCCUGGUUUUAAAUGUUAUCCUGCUGAGCGUUUGCACCCGUUUUAAGUUGUCGUGAGGAGGAAGCAGCUUUGUCCAGUUUGCACUAUACUAUCAGUGUUACUGCCUAUAUCCAGUGAAUGAGACGCUCGACCCGAGAUCUUUGGACCGCGUCGACACCAACCUGAAGCAUGAAGACCAGGAUGAGUUCCAGCGAUCCGCCUCAUUACUCCAAAACAUCACAUUCCAACGUAGUCACUUUGUCACCUCAAUGAAACCCACCGCUUUGAGGCUCCGCUCCACAUGGUUGAAGCUCUUUAAGGGACUUUUUCCUGCUUAAUAUUCAUGUAUUGUCCAAAUAUUUCACUGCUGUCUUGUACAAUGUACUUUUUUUUUUUUUUUAAACAUCUAAAUAAUGUGAACAUUUUUUUUUUAACCAUUGUUACAUCGUUUUGUUUAUAUAUUUCUUUUUUUUAGUGCUCUUGCUUUUUUUGUCCAAUAGCAGGGCGUAUAUUCAUGUUCUAUGAGGUUGUCAUGACUCUUUCCAGCUUUUUGAAGUUCAACUGUCAAAGCUCAACUGUUAACAUGUGCAGUGGGUCAACGUACUGAAGCUAUACAAUGUCUGCAAAGAGUAUUCACCCAACACAAAGCUCCAUGUUUUAUAUUUCACAAAAGUAAAACCGCAGUGGAUGAAAUUAUGAUUUAUUUUUUGUUGCGAAUCAACAGAAGAAAUGACUCAAACUCCAUUUAUUAAGAGCAAAGUUUCAUCUGCUGUCAUUUAAAUCAACUGAGGUCCCAGACUCCAUCCCGCCGGGACGUUCAUCACGAUGUCCUCUGAGGACGUUCCUAUGUGGCUCCGUGGUUUUAGAUGAAACAUCAUAUUUCACAUGUUACUGCCGUGUCUGGCUUCACACGUCACCAGUAGGACCUCUUCAUGGUCCUCGUGGUCUCACUUGUUGCCCUGAGAAUAUUGCGGUACAUUUUUACAGUUGCAUUAGGGAUCUCCAGUGCCUUGGAAGCGUUCUUGUGUCCUUUCUCUGUUUAGUACUCUUCAGUAAGCUCAGAUUUGCUUGUUUUCCUGCUGCUGCUUUUGCUUGUAAAUUCACUUUAAAACAGUUUGUUCCGGAUAUAAUUGACAUAAAAUUCACUUCAUGACACACAGGUGAUCUCCAUUCACCUUUUAAAGGUAAAGGACUGAAUAGUUGUCCGAUCAGUAGUUUUUAUAAGUCUUACUUAGUUUCAAGCUUUUUCUGCUGAGCAGAAAAUAAUCUUAAUUACUUCUACUGUGAAAAAUAUAGAAUAUUUAAAAAAUCCAUGGUGGGUGAAUACUUUCUAUUGGGCACUGUAGUUUCUUGUUGUUGGUGGUUGUUGAGGGGGGGGGGGGUGAUGAUGAUGAUGAUGAUGAUGCUUUAUUUGUAACCAAAGAUGUGGUUGUAGUUUGCGACAUGUAAGUGGUUUUGUCUUGAGAUCUAUUUAAUCAAACUAGAAUUUAAAAUGGAAAUGGUUAACUCUUUCAGUGCUGAUUCCUGCCGUCAGAGGUGUGAACUGAAGAAGAGUUUCAGCAUGUUUCUGUUCCUGCCUCAAGAACUCUCCUCGUGGUAAAUGGCCACAGGACAGGUUUUUGGAUUCAGACUGUAAAAUAUAUAUAUAUAUAUAUAUAUGAAUAUAUAUAUAUUUUGGGAUGUUAUUCUGUCUCAGCACCAUUUUGUGACUAUUAAUUACAAGCCCGUUUCAACCCCACUGAACACUCAUUUCUCUUAAUUGAUUUAUGUGUAUCCUUAUAUUCUGUGAUAUAAUCUCUGGUAGAAAAAGACAAAAAAAAAAAAAAAAUCCUUUGAACACCCACUUCUCUGACAAAGGGGAGGUUCAGUGAAACCCCUCCAACAUUUGGAGACAAAAGUCCAGAUUGCUGAUCACAGCUCUGCAACAAAAAAGGGUUUUCUUUUGUAUGGAUUCCAACGUCUUUUCUGUUUGAUAUUUCUAUGCUUGUGGAGUCCUGUGGUUGCACAAGAUUGCUUCAAAAGAAUAAUGAUCUUCAACUUUAAUGUAAUCUUUGUGAUCAUAGAGGUUUAUAUUUUCAUACAAAGGUUUGGUUUGUAUAGUGGCCCCAUAAAAGAUUGUACUUUUUGGGAAAUUUACUAUCCAAAUCCUCACAGCAGAAUUCCCACAGUUCAACCUGCCCCUCUGAGGUCCAUACUGAUAUUUAAUUCUGAUAUUUCCUGAUAUUUACUCAUCGCUCCAGGGAACCAGUUUGUUAGCCUCACUGCAUUUCUGCCCGGUUGGUAGUGAAGUCUAUUUUGUAACUUAAAUAAAAGAUUUAAUGGUUUUGUCCAUGGUAUCCAGUGUUUAUAUGAGACUAUCAUAGCCGUAUAUUUCUAUGAUGUUGUCAUAUACCAUAUUAUAGUGUAAUAGUGUUAUUUAAUAGUUCAACUGUAUUGCUAUUCCUUAAAUAAAGUUUGAGUUUGGGUGCACAACAUUACGUGUAUUACGUGGAACUAUUGGACGACAUUUUGCUGAUACCGAUGAAAAAUAAACAAUGUUUUGCUCCGUCAGUCUGUCACCAAACCACCGUGUUGGAGGAGGUGUUGAAUCCGUGAAAAUAGUUGCAUACAAAA